This is a messenger RNA of Poecilia latipinna (sailfin molly), 1834 nucleotides long. RefSeq names its product Src like adaptor 1a (gene sla1a). The record is from RefSeq and is a predicted model, not a curated record. The transcript is spliced from 7 exons. Lineage: Eukaryota; Metazoa; Chordata; Actinopteri; Cyprinodontiformes; Poeciliidae. The coding region runs from base 973 to 1653 and encodes 226 amino acids. Gene Ontology annotation, molecular function: protein binding.
UUGUUACUUCUUCAUACCAGAUAAAGGAACGUUGUGUAAAGUAGCUUUGGGUCAAAUAUACAAGGUCUGAUUUACAUAUACAGAUAGAUUUUCAGUCCUUCUUCCUGGGUGCUACACAGACCAUGUAAAGUUAGCAGUUUGAAUGGUUGGGUUUACGUAAAAUGACACUUCAAUCUGCCUCUAUCAGUUGACUACACCAAGCUGGAAGCUGCAAUGGAAAAUUCUGGCCGAUAGCAUCUAACCUCAGCUUCCCCAUUCUGAACUGAGACAGUUGAGAGAUGAGAUAGCUCAUUGGUCAGCUCGCAGUGAGAUGCAGAACUUUAAGUGCUUGAGACUGGGGAGACUUUAAGGAGCUGCAUAUGAAGACAUUAUUGCAUGUCUGUCUGUUGACUUCAGGCUGGAGUCUGGUCCCCCUGGAGGAUGGGGAACAUGAUGCGAGGCGCUAGUGACAGCAGCAAGGUCAACACUGACAACCCUGACAGUGCUCAGAAGGGUAAGGUCACCCCGAAAAAAUUCAAAACUUAGAAGUGUAUUUGCAAAGUUACUUUAUUUGAAAAAAAAAAAAAAAGGUUAAAUCUUUAUGUGCUGCUAUCAGUUAUAUAGUUUUGCUAUUAAAAAUUAAAAUGAAACAGUGCAAAAUGCUGGUCUGCACAUGUUUUGACAACUGAAGCGUCCCCUCAGUGACCAAAAGUGAGAAAAAACAAAACAAAACACAAGUAGUAAUUUGAAAUUUGUUUUUUAAAAUACUGUGGUCAGUUGUAAAUUUAAUAUUUUUAUUGUUAAAAAAAAAUCAAAGCAUAAGUCACAAAGAGAAAUAACUUUUUUCUGCUCCCAUUUUGACACCUUACACUGGUAAAACAAAGGCUUCAUCCUAUGACAUCACUGGUCAGUUAGGGUCUGGGUUCUGAUGAUGACAUAGUAGUUGUGAUCGACGAUUACCCCUCUUUGGAAAUCAGCGAGCCCAUUUACAAAAUGGGGGAGAAACUCAGAGUCAUUGCACAGGAAGCUUAUUGGUGGAGAGUUCGCUCUAUUGAUACAGGGAAGGAGAACUAUAUACCCAACAGCCAUGUGGUGAGAGUUUACCACGGGUGGCUGUUUGAGGGGGUGGGAAGGCAGAAAGCCGAAGAGCUGCUUCUUCUACCUGGAAAUAGAGUGGGAUCGUUUCUGGUGCGAGAAAGCACCAGCGAGAGAGGUCUGUAUUCGCUCUCGGUGAAGCACAGGGCAGUGAAGCACUAUCGAAUCUUCAGACUGGACAACAGCUGGUACUACAUCUCACCGAAGCUCACUUUCCAAUGUCUUGAAGACAUGAUCAAUCAUUACUCUGAUUCUGCAGAUGGGCUGUGCUGCACGCUCACCACCCCUUGUCUGUCGGGAAAAGCUGAGGCGCCAGAAACAAAUCCUGGGCAGUCACCUGUCGUCAUGCGACACAACUUUGACUGGAAGAGAGUAGACAGGAAACAACUGGUCAGCACAGACAGCCAGAGCGACAACAUGGUGAGCUACGGCGUGAGGAACAGCAUCGCUGCUUAUUUGUCCUUUUCUGGCCAAGAAGACCCUCAGCAGCGAGGCGAUCGCAGGAAGAAGAAAUCCAGAUCUGUGUAUGUGAUUCCAGAAAGCAAUAACGCAAACACUGAGUAUGAGGACGACUUCUAGAGACGGCAGCAGCUUGGUUCAAAUGAAUGAAAAAAUAAUAAUAAUGUUUGAGCAGAGGCCUGCAGAGACUCUCAGAUAUCUACUACAGCUCCCAAACGUCGGCCGAGGAAUCCUCUGGCUCGGCUCCGGCCAGAUUACCUCAAAUCAUGAAAGUGAGUUGAAGUAACAGCACUUUGAAAUC